Messenger RNA from Cyprinus carpio (common carp), 3307 nucleotides. RefSeq names its product vacuolar protein sorting-associated protein 26B-like. Gene Ontology annotation, biological process: intracellular protein transport; retrograde transport, endosome to Golgi. NCBI's taxonomy places the organism in Eukaryota, Metazoa, Chordata, Actinopteri, Cypriniformes, Cyprinidae. Gene Ontology annotation, cellular component: retromer complex; endosome. The record is from RefSeq and is a predicted model, not a curated record.
UGGACUAUCCCGGUAGUAAAUUCAUUUCAGAAGCUUGUGCCUGUUUGUACAUUGCUGAAAAAAUCCUCUGCAUGUAUUUAUAACAGUGGCCAUAUGAAGAAUUAGCUCAAAUUUAUUUUAAACAGCCUAUUAUAAACGUACAUGCAUUGCAGAAGAUAAAGCAGCUCGCUUGUGAACAGGACGGAAUUGCAUUGAUGUGGAAUUGGACCAGGUGUUAGAAUACAAAAGGAUUCCAGUCCAGCACAAGGUGUCGGGAUGAGCUUCUUCAGUUUCGGACAAACUGCUGAAAUUGACAUAGUUCUAAAUGAUGCCGAGACGAGAAAAAAGGUCGAGCACAAAACAGAGGACGGGAAAAGGGAUAAAUACUUCCUGUUUUACGAUGGAGAGACAGUCUCUGGGAAAGUCAACGUAACUCUAAAGAACCCAGGCAAGAGGCUCGAGCAUCAAGGGAUCAAAAUAGAAUUUAUCGGGCAAAUCGAAUUGUACUUCGACAGAGGUAACCAUCAUGAGUUUGUCUCUCUGGUUAAGGAUUUAGCUCGGCCUGGAGAAAUGGCUCAAUCUCAGACCUUUGAUUUUGAGUUCACACACGUGGAGAAACCGUACGAGUCCUACACAGGCCAGAAUGUAAAACUACGCUAUUUCCUGCGGGCGACCAUCAGCAGGAGACUUAAUGACAUCUGCAAAGAGAUGGACAUUGUAGUGCACACACUCAGCACAUAUCCAGAGCUCAACUCCUCCAUAAAGAUGGAGGUGGGAAUUGAGGACUGUCUGCACAUUGAGUUUGAGUACAACAAGUCCAAGUAUCACCUGAAAGAUGUGAUUGUAGGAAAGAUCUAUUUCCUGUUGGUGCGAAUUAAGAUCAAACACAUGGAGAUUGAUAUUAUUAAACGGGAGACUACAGGGACAGGGCCAAAUGUGUACCAUGAAAAUGACACCAUUGCAAAAUACGAGAUAAUGGAUGGAGCACCUGUACGAGGUGAAUCCAUCCCUAUCCGUCUUUUUCUGGCUGGGUACGAGAUGACGCCCACCAUGAGGGACAUUAAUAAGAAAUUCUCUGUUCGUUAUUACCUGAAUCUUGUACUCAUUGAUGAAGAAGAGAGACGUUACUUCAAGCAACAGGAGAUUACGCUAUGGAGAAAGGGAGACAUUGUGAGGAAAAGCAUGUCCCAUCAAGCUGCCAUCGCCUCGCAGCGCUUCGAGGGCUCGGCGAGCUCAGAGAAAGCACUCUCUCAAGCUAAAGAGGAGGACGACUAAACCCAACUCUCUUCUCAUCAUCUCAUGUGUGUUAGAGUGUGUAUGGGUUUAAAGAAGCUGCGUGCUCCCAAAAUAGAUGGCAACGUAAACAUGAUAUUUCACAUUCCUGAACAUACCAAUUUAUGAUCAACAAGUUCUUAAGUUGCUUUUAAAAAGGGAUGAAUAUGAAAAGUAAAAACAGUGAUUCCAAAAACUUCAAUUUGAUAUUUAUAAAUUCUUCUUGGUGGUUCCUCAGAGAUUGCUUACUUUUUGCCCGCCACCCUUAAUUUAAUUGACUCUGCAUGUUUAUUUCAAACAUUUCAGCAGUCCAUCUAAACAAAACCAACACAUUCCACUCUCCAUAUUCCUUUUACAGCCUUUUUCAAAUUAAUUCUUUAUUGAAUGUUUUGUUAUUGUAGAUUUUUUUCUUUUAUAACCUAUACAUUGCAUACAGUGUUCCGUUUUUGUUUUUAAUGAAAUGGUGUUGAACUAAUUCAUAUUUUUAGUGAAUUUUUUUUUUAUAUAUACUUACCAAUACAUGCCUUUUUACUUUUGUUGCCAUUCCGGAAGAUAAAUUCUAAGCACUAAAGGGUUUUUGCCAACAUGAUUUCAGUGUCUCCGGCGGGACCCAUAACUUCAUAUCAGCCCAAAAUUACAUGAACAUUUCUGCUUAGAGUCAACAAACAAACCAAAUUAAUUUCCAUACAGGUAUGUAGCUAAACUGAAACGCACCUGAAUUUUAUUUUUAUUUUAUCUGUCAGAUUGUGCUGAUAUAAUGAUAGAACAUUAUAUGAACAAGCUCCUUGCCAUGUUUUUAAAAGUGUGUAAAAAUGGAAUUUUAAUUCAGUGUUAUUGCUGUUGAUGUUUUGGUACGGUAAACCAAAAUGUUUGACAUUGUUGGGUAACACUUUUCUAUAAGGUUUAAAAUGCAAACAUUAGUUAAUGUCUUAGGUUUCAAGAAAUAACAAUUAAUCUUAGUUCAUUUUUAUUUAUAAAUUAAUUAUGAUUCAACUGCUUAUUUGUUAGUUUGUGUUGGCUAAUAAAACAAACUAAUGUUAACAAACGUUUAAAGUAAAAAUGUACUAUUUUUAUGUAAAAGUUAACAUUAAUCAAGAUUAAUAUUUGUUAAAGGAUUAACUAUUGAACAUCCUUAUUUUAAAGCGUUACUAAGCUAUCAUUGGUGGUUUUAAUGUUUAAUGUUCUUUAAUUCAUGUAAUUUCUAGAAUUCAGGUGGCAUUAAUAUCUUAUUUUAGUUUUCAUUUUUACCAAUACCGGAGAUUAACUUUCAUAGUGCAUCACAUUUCUAACCAGUCACUCUCCAAUAUGUACUUAAAACCUUAGAAAUCUUUGACCAUAACAGUACAGCUUAGAAAAUUCUGUGAGACUGCAAUUUCUCAAUAUUGGUCUUCUGUUAGUACUUCCAUUCACUUAAGUAGAAAAUGAUCCUUGAGUCCGGCAAUGAACAUGAACUAAGAUCUAGAUCUGUGAUGUGUUUGAAAAAAGAUUGUGAAAUACUGAUCACACACUAGGCUCUGGAUAUUGUUUGAUAAAAUUGCCUUUAUUUUUUAAGGAACCCUUGCUUUUGGUGUAAAACUAGUAAAAGAUGGCAAGGCCAUCUAAAAGCUAAAUCAUCUCUUUGCAGAAUACUCAUGUCUCUAUGUGCCACACUGUUUACUGACUUCACGUAUAUGAUUUUACAAAUUAGCACUGUGUAUCCUUUCAAAACAAAGGAGGAACAAAUAAUUAGUUGUUUCCUAACUUUCUUUACAUUUAUCAUUGUACAAAAAAGUGCUGCUUAAAAUGGCAUUAGAUAACCAUAUUUCUAUAUUAAUAUUAUGUAUGUACAGUAUAUAUUUACAGAACUGUAAGUAUAUGAUUUUGAAAUAAUUUAGAAAUCGCUCUAAGGUACUAGCAGUUUACAAAAUGGAUUCUAGAAGAUUCUAGAACUGUGCUAAUGUAAAAUAUGAGAGUGCAGAACAGACACAACCUAACUGCUCUUUUAGUAAUUGUGCUGUAUAUGACAUUUUGUUUUUUGAUUAAAAAACAAAAACGCUCAUCUUUUCCCUCAUGUAAA